This is a messenger RNA of Abrus precatorius (Indian licorice), 3081 nucleotides long. Its product is annotated as putative disease resistance protein RGA1. Gene Ontology annotation, biological process: defense response to other organism. Bases 1 to 3063 code for a protein of 1020 amino acids. Gene Ontology annotation, molecular function: ADP binding. The transcript has a single exon. NCBI's taxonomy places the organism in Eukaryota, Viridiplantae, Streptophyta, Magnoliopsida, Fabales, Fabaceae. The record is from RefSeq and is a predicted model, not a curated record.
AUGGCUGAGGCCUUACUUGGACCAGCGGUUGAGAAUUUGAUCUUUUUGGCUAAGAACGAGUUUGCAACAAUUUGUGGAAUUAAGGAAAAAACUGAAAAACUGAAAAACACUUUGAUGCUGAUCAAUGCUGUCCUUGAAGAUGCUGAGGAGAAACAAAUGACAAAUCAUUCUGUAAAGGUUUGGCUGCACCAAGUCAAAGAUGCAGCAUAUGUACUAGAUGACAUCCUUGAUGAAUGCUCCAUACAUUCCCAUCGACUUGCGGGUUUAUCUUGUUUCAGCCCAAAGAACAUCAUCUUUCGUCACAAGGUUGGCAGCAGAUUGACAGAGAUCAGAAGGAGAUUUGAUCAAAUCGCUGAAGGUAAAAAUAAUCUUCUUCUACAGGAGGGUGUUAGGGAAAGGCAAAGUACUGAAUUGGCUGAAUGGCGCCAAACCAGCUCAAUCAUUGAUCAACCUCAAGUCUAUGGACGAAAUACUUAUAAAGAGAAGAUUGUGGAGUUUCUUCUUGCCCAGGCACAAGGCUCAGACUUCCUUUCCGUCUAUCCCAUUGUUGGCUUAGGUGGUAUUGGAAAAACAACACUUGCUCAACUCGUCUACAAUGACAAAAGGGUAAGUAGCCAUUUUGAGAAAAAAAUUUGGGUUUGUGUAUCUGAGAAUUUCUCUGUCAACAACAUUCUAUGUUCCAUUUUUGAAUCCAUCGAAAGAAAAAAGUGUGAUCUCUCAAAUUUAAAUGUAAUAGAAGAAUCUGUGAAAGAACUCUUGCAAGGUAAAAGGUAUAUGCUUGUUUUAGACGAUGUUUGGAACAAAACUCAAAAACUGGAGGGAUUAACACAAGACAAAUGGAAUAAGUUGAAAUCUGUUUUGUCUUGUGGCUCCAAAGGUUCUUGCAUUUUAGUUUCCACCCGUGAUAUGGAUGUUGCAACAAUCAUGGGAACAUGCCAAGCUCUUACUUUGGCUGGUCUAUCUGAGGUUGAUUGUUGGUUAUUGUUCAAACAAUAUGCAUUUGGACCUGAGAAAGAAGAGCGUGAAGAUCUUGUAACAAUAGGCAAGGAGAUAGUAAAGAAGUGCGGGGGAUUGCCUCUUGCAGCACAAGCACUAGGAGGUCUGUUGCGCACAAAGAGUGAAAAAAAGGAAUGGCUUGAAGUUAAGGAAAGUAGACUUUGGACUUUAACGGAUGAGAAUUCUAUUUUGCCUGCGUUAAGGUUGAGCUACUUUCAUUUAACACCAACCUUAAAGCAGUGUUUUGCUUUCUGUGCUAUAUUUCCCAAAGAUACAAGACUACAGAAAGAAGAUUUGAUUCAUCUUUGGAUGGCUAAUGGGUUUAUUUCAUCCAGGGAAAACUUGGAUGUAGAAGGUGUUGGCAAUAUGAUUGUGAAUGAAUUGUGCAGAAAAUCAUUCUUCCAAGAUAUUGAAGAGGAUGAUAUAUCAGGCCACAUUUCUUUCAAGAUACAUGAUCUUGUCCAUGAUCUUGCUCAGUCGGUAAUGGGGCAAGAGUGUAUGGUUCUGGAGAAUGUAAACACGAUUAAUUUGCCAGGAAACACACACCAUAUUAGUUUCAGCUCUGACGAUGAAAAAUCAUUCAGUAAGGGAUUCUUCAAGGUUGAAUCUUUACGAACAUUUUAUCAGCUUGAAGUUGGCAACAAAAACACCAUUUCUGUUUGCUUUGCAAAAAAAUGUUCUCUUCGUGUUCUACGCAUAUGUUGUGUCAAGCUACCAUCCUUCCAGUAUUUAAAUCAUUUAAGGUAUCUGGAGCUUCAUGACGGUGGUCGUCACACAGAAACCCUCCCAGACUCACUUUGUAGCUUGAGGAAAUUGGAAAUCUUGAAACUGCAUUCUUUUAGUAAACUUAUAUGUUUACCGGAACAGUUGAGUUGCUUACAGAAUCUCAGACAUCUUGUCGUUGAUGAUUUUGAUUCAUUGUCUCGUGUGUUCCCUAACAUUGGAAAAUUAUGUUGCCUAAGAACAUUGAAUAUAUACAUUGUGAGUUUAGAGAAAGGGCACAGCUUGGGAGAGUUACACAAUCUAAAGCUGGGAGGAAAUCUGAGCAUUCAAGGCCUUGGAAAUGUUAGAAGCAUAGAUGAAGUUCGGGAGGCCAAUCUGUUAGGGAAAACAGACCUGCACGGAUUAUGCUUGUCUUGGAAUAACAGUGGUGAUACCAAGUUCAAUACUACUCAUGCCGAACAGGUAUUGAAAGGGCUUCAACCUCACUCAAAGCUCAAAGUGUUGAAAAUAAAAUACUACGAAGGAUUACACUUGCCGAGUUGGAUCGGAAGUCUCAACAGUUUAGUUGUUCUACAAUUGUUUGGUUUCGAUAACUGCGUGCAGCUUCCAGCACUUGGUAAACUACCAUGUCUAAGAAAACUAGAUAUAUAUUUCAUACAUUAUUUGCAGUAUAUUGAUGAAAGUUACGAGGUGAAGGCUUUCCCAGCUCUGAAGGAACUUGUAUUAGGAUAUCUACCAAAGUUGGAGCGGUUAUUUAAAGUGGAAAGAAGGGACAUGUUUCCGUGUCUUUCUAAAUUAUUCAUCGAUAAAUGCCCUAGACUUGUGUUGCCAUGCCUUCCAUCUAUGGAGACACUAACCAUAUUUGAAGAUAAUAAUGAAUUACUGAGAACAAUCUCACGGUGCUCUCAUCUUACCUACCUUCAUCUCGGAGGAAGUAAAGACCUAACGGUCCUAACAUCCUUCCCAGAGGGGAUGUUGACAAACCUGACUCAUCUCCAUAGUCUACUAAUAUGGCAUUUCCCUCAAUUGAAGGAAUUACCAUAUGAAUUAUUCCACCUCAACGCUUUGGAGUAUCUGUCCAUCACUGAUUGUGGUGCACUGGAGUGCUUACCAGAGCAAGGUUGGGAAGGUCUACGCUCCCUUGUAUAUCUUAAGUUUUGUGACUGUGAAGGAUUGAGAUCCCUGCCAGAAGGCACCCGUCACCUCACUUCUCUUCAGAUUUUGAGGAUUGAACGCUGCCCAGCAUUGAUUGAGUGGUGUAUGGAGGGACUGACGGAGGAUAAUUACAAGCUAGCGCACGUUCCAAAAAUAAUUUUGAAGAGUCGAGAAUCAGAUACUGAUUAAAAGCAACCAUUCAACUUC